CGAGUCAAUUUCAUAGCAUACAAAUAAAAAAAAAACUUAUGAGUUGAACAUAGUCACUGGAUCAUUCUAUGAUAGUCUAGUACACUUUCUGUUCCCUUUAAAGUUUCAUAAAUAUAUCUUUUCUUAAAAUGUCUUUCAUUCAGAAUUUGAUUAAAAAUUUUGUACCAAAAGUUAAGGCAAAUGACGAAGAGGAAGAGCUAGUUGAUCCUCAAACAGUUCUUCGUGAAAAAUGCUCAGCGAAUCACUGUGAAAAAUUCAAAGAAAUAUUGAACACGUGUAAUGAUCGUGUUAAUUCCAAAAAACAAACCGAAGAAACAUGCCUUGAAGAAUUGAUAGACUAUGUGGAAUGUGUAGAUCAUUGUGUAGCUGAAACUCUUUUCAGCAAAUUGAAAUGAACGAAGUUAGAUCCUUAUAAAAACUUUACAUGGUUAUCGUUGCAAAUGUCAUAGAUUAAUUCAUGUAAGCAUUGUAUAUAUAUGAUCCAGUAAUAGAAAUAAAAUGUAACUUAUAGGGAGUGUGCGUGACAUUACCA
Molecule: messenger RNA, 532 nt
Organism: Polistes canadensis
Lineage: Eukaryota; Metazoa; Arthropoda; Insecta; Hymenoptera; Vespidae
Gene: UQCR-11
Product: cytochrome b-c1 complex subunit 6, mitochondrial
Exons: 2
Coding region: 129-395 (88 amino acids)
Biological process (GO): mitochondrial electron transport, ubiquinol to cytochrome c
Source: RefSeq, a predicted model, not a curated record